This is a messenger RNA of Lodderomyces beijingensis, 510 nucleotides long. Lineage: Eukaryota; Fungi; Ascomycota; Pichiomycetes; Serinales; Debaryomycetaceae. The record is from the annotation of a GenBank genome assembly.
AUGUUUCGUCAAAUAUCUAGGCUGUUGUUCACCUCGUCUCCCGUGCGAUCCAUCCCCAAAAAGACUCAACUACCCCCCAGACCCAAGUGGUUGAUAAAAGAAGAGGAGUUGGAGGAAACUUUUUUGCACGGAGGCAGAGGGCCAGGAGGCCAAAAGAUUAACAAGACCAACUCAAAGGUACAACUAAAGCAUAUCCCGACUGGUCUUGUCGUCACUUGUCAAGCAUCACGCUCGCAAGAGGAAAAUCGAAAGAAGGCGAGAGAGAUCUUGGCGCUAAAGUUGGAAGAUUUAAACAACCCCGAAAGCAGUCGAAACGCGGUUUUAAAAGAUAGAGCUCAAAAGGUGAAACAAUCCAAGUCAAAGAAAGCCAAUAGAAAGUAUAAGGAAAUUGAUGCUGAAAGACAGAGGCAGAAAUUGGAAAGGAUGGAAAAAGAAAAAGAGUUGCUUGAGAAUUUCAAACCUAUUGAAGAUGAGUUGGCUUUUCUAAAAAACGCAAAGAUUGACUUGUAG